Molecule: messenger RNA, 2556 nt
Organism: Magallana angulata
Lineage: Eukaryota; Metazoa; Mollusca; Bivalvia; Ostreida; Ostreidae
Product: basement membrane-specific heparan sulfate proteoglycan core protein-like
Exons: 15
Coding region: 45-2300 (751 amino acids)
Biological process (GO): cell-cell adhesion
Cellular component (GO): cell-cell junction
Molecular function (GO): cell adhesion molecule binding
Source: RefSeq, a predicted model, not a curated record
AGAGAAGAAACUUGAUAAUUUAAUGGUCUUUUACAACUUAAAUCAUGGUUUACCUUAGCAUAGGCAGGAACACAUAUUUUAAUUCUUUGUUGUGGCUUUUUUUCAUUGUUUUGACUACAGAGGGUCAACAAUUCAACAUGACGGGAUCUUCAGAGUUUGCUUCCCUGAGAAAGGCUUAUACUUGGACUUGUAGCAUGUUUGUACCCCCUGAACAAACUACCAAAGGUGUAAUAUUUUACAGAAACAAUGCUAUAUGUGCUGUUAUCGGAUAUCUCAAUAAUGACUGUGUUAAUCAGAGUGCAAACCCUAGAUACACAUACGCAUGUCUGUCAGAUUAUGUGUACACUCUGACUAUACCAGCAGAAAACAUGACAGAAUAUGAACAGGGAUCGUUGUGGAGAUGUGAAUAUGUGUUUCAUUCUGUAAAUGGUUACAGAAGUUCUGACGUCAUCAUUAAAAUAGCAAGCCCACCCACAGUGCAUAUGUUAUCUCAGCAAGACAUAUUAGAAGGAAGAAACUUGUCUGUCACCUGUACAGCCACCCCUGGAAAUCCUAGCUCGACAACAUUUUACUGGACCAAGGUAGACAACCCAGGAUUUAGACAUAAUGGUUCAACUCUACAUCUACCUAACAUACAGCGAACCAGUUCUGGUACAUACAGAUGUACAGCAGAGAACAACUACAAUAAUGAAGAGAAGGGAACAGACAGUCAGCCAAUGGACGUCAAUGUUCUUUACCCACCAACAAUAAAGACGCUAUCUCAACAAGACAUAGUAGAAGGAAGAGCCUUAUUAGUCACCUGUCAGGCCGUCUCUGGUUAUCCUAAUUCCACCACAUUCUAUUGGACCAAGGAAAACAACCCAGGAUUUAGACAGAACGGGUCCAUUCUACAUAUACCUAACAUACAGCGAACCAGUUCUGGAACCUACAGAUGUACAGCAGAGAACAACUACAGUAUUGGAGAGAAGGGGACACACAGUCAGUCCAUGGACGUCAAUGUUCUUUACCAACCCACAAUAGAGAGGAGAUCACUACAAGUAGUAAAUGAGAGUGAGAAAUUCACAAUAACUCGAUAUAUAGUAAGCAAUCCUUUGUCAGAUGCGUCUUGGUAUAAUGGAACACAACUUUUGAAAACCCAGACCUCAGUGAAAACUGCUUCAUACACCAUCGAAAACACCACGUGUACAGAUACCAAGAACUAUACCCUUGUGACCAGUAAUGGAAUCGGGAAUACAGUGACAGCAAGGGUGGAAUUAAUUGUAAACUGUAAACCAACGCCAGAUAUCACAAAUAUAACACUUGCAGUUAGUUGCACCACCGGCAUUAAGUUCUCAACCAUAAUAAUUGCAUAUCCAGAGCCUCAAUACGAGUUACAGUAUGAAAACGGAACAAGGAACGAUCAGAUGAUAACCACCAUCACAGAGAAUAAAGUGAAUAACUUCACAGUUCGAAUAAGACAACAUGCUGUUGAGAAAAGUAGUUUUGGGGUUUAUUAUUUAAGAGCGAGCAACAUGUUUGGAGAAAAAACCGUAACUGUUAAUGUAAUUAAGCAAAGAAAACCAGACCUUCCCAGAAAUAUAAAAGUAACAUGUAAAGUAACAGAAGCCAUAGUUCAAUGGAUAUCGUCAUUCAAUGGCGGAGACACUCAGAAUUUUACUGUGAUUACUCUGAGUGGCCAUGAUGGAACUAAUCUCUACAAUGGUCUAAACGACAAGGGUGAAAAUGAAAUUCAUGUUACUUACGUUAGCAGUCUUCAACCGUCAGUGACGUACUGGUUUUCUGUGUCGGCAAAGAACAGUCAUGGAUCUAGUUUCUCAAAAGCCAUCAGCUGCACCACCGCAAAAGAAACAGCAAGCUCUCUGACAGCGGUAGUUGCUGGAAGUGUUGGAGGGUCGCUGGUGUUGGUUACGAUUAUACUGAUUGUUGUGUUUUUUGUUCACAGACGAUACACAUGUAUCUUUAAAAUAGCGUUGGAAAAAAGAAAUACAGAUAUAAAAGUUGACCCAAACAAAGAAACAUCGAACUAUACAACCAUAAAAGAACAACAGGAACAUACUGAAAGGAACAUGUAUGACGAAUUAGCACCAAACGAAAACGCCAGUCAAUACGAGGAUAUUUUGAAGAAAGAUAAUCAUGGAAAAAACGAAAAAUUAUAUGAAAAACUGCAAAAAAGUGUUGAUAAUGAUGGAGAAGGAAAGGCCAUCGAGAAAAUGAUUCCACUGAAAAGUAAAGAAUCAAGUGAUGACAAAUCCAUGACCCAAAAAGCUGAAGAAUAUGCUAACACAUCAUUUAUGAAGUAAACCACUACAACCGGAAUUUGUCUGAAUCAUUCUUUGAAGUAUUGCAAAAGGUGUCCUUGUCUUCUGAUAGACCAUGUUAUGAUUAUUAGACUUACAGACAUGAAUAUUACAUGAAUGUACAGUAGUGACUUUAUGUCGAAUAAAUGUUUAUGAGUCUUCGAAGUUCAAACUUGAAAUACUUUUAUUGUUUUAUAUAAUUAAUUUUUAUCCCAUUUAUUGCAUUUUACCUGUAUGAAUUUCACUCAGCUGUAGCCUA